CAGCAUUGCAAGAAAGCAACAGAGGCCAUGACACUUGACACUUUGACAGUGUGAUCGAUCGCUCGUAGGCAGCUGGUGUUAUAAAUGGCGGGAAGCGAGGAAGAGAAGGAAGGGAGAAUAGGCAGGGCCUAACCAAGCUAGGCUGAGAGGUUGUGUACGCAGAAAGAGGUAUAGGCCAGAGGGCAUGCAGAGCGGCGUGGAGCAGCCGAUGCAGAUGGUGCUGCGGGUGAAGCACCCGUCGUCGCUGGGCGGCAGCGGCGAGGAGGAGGAUGGGGAGGGGUCGUCGAGGUCGGCGCUGUCGGUGUUCAAGGCCAAGGAGGAGCAGAUCGAGAGGAGAAAGAUGGAGGUCCGGGAGAAGGUGUUCGCGCACCUCGGCCGCGUCGAGGAGGAGUCCAAGCGCCUCGCCUUCAUCAGGCAGGAGCUGGAAGGGAUGGCGGAUCCAACGCGGAAGGAGGUGGAAUCGAUACGGAAGAGGAUAGACACGGUGAACCGUCAGCUCAAGCCUCUCGGCAAGAGCUGCGUCAAGAAGGAGAAGGAAUACAAAGAGAUCCUGGAGGCGUACAACGAGAAGAGCAAAGAGAAAGCGUUACUAGUCAACAGGCUAAUAGAGCUGGUGAGCGAAAGCGAGAGGAUGCGGAUGAAGAAGCUGGAAGAGCUCAACAAGACAGUCGACUCACUCUACUAGACGCCAAUUGAUGUUUGCUUCGAGAACUUGAUUGCUCUCCUGUAACCUCUGCGCCAUGGAUUCGUGACAUGUUCAAGUUGUUGCUUGUAGCUGAUGAUUUCACGUGUGAUUUUUUUUUCAUUUAUUUUCUUUUCGUUGGUUUAUUAUUGGGUCUUGUUGCACUGUCGCUGUCGAGUAAAACUGAGAUGAUGGAACAAGGCUGAAAAAGGGAAGGAUGGUGUGUGUGUGGACACUAGGGCUAGUGUUUAUUCAGUGCUGUUCUCCCGUUCCUUUUGUGUUGUCGGUGUAACGCAAACAACACCUCCGUUACUGACUUACUGUUGUUGUUAA
Molecule: messenger RNA, 1015 nt
Organism: Phragmites australis (common reed)
Lineage: Eukaryota; Viridiplantae; Streptophyta; Magnoliopsida; Poales; Poaceae
Exons: 4
Coding region: 185-685 (166 amino acids)
Source: RefSeq, a predicted model, not a curated record